Molecule: messenger RNA, 10576 nt
Organism: Caenorhabditis auriculariae
Lineage: Eukaryota; Metazoa; Nematoda; Chromadorea; Rhabditida; Rhabditidae
Source: the annotation of a GenBank genome assembly
AUGCCAAUAUGUCAUCAUUUGACGGAACGACAGGAGUCUUUACUUCUGACGGUUUGGACCCAAGUCGUUCUGACCUUUGCCAGAGACAGGUCAACGCCGUUCUGGCGGCCAUUUGUCGUAGAAAUCACAGUUGAAAGCAGGCCGAACGAAGAAAUCGAGAGAAGAAGAUGGCGCGUCUGGGGCCGCAGCUGUAAUACGCAACCCAUCUACUGCCCAAUCGCCAGUUUUUUUUUUCUUCUCAUCCCUAUAUUUUUGUGUCUAUUUCCGUUCGAAUAACUUGAUUCCCAGUUGGUUGUACUUAUAAAUUGCACUCUUAUAGGACGUUCUUUUCUCGAUAUUUUCCAGUUUUUUCCUGAAAUUGUUUUCCGCAGUAAGGCAACUUCAAGGUGAGAACUUGCGGCGAAGUUCUGAUGAAUGAUAUGGCUGAAGUACAUCUUAUUAGGGCAGAUGUGAUGAAUCGUUUUGGAAUGGAGAAAAAAAGAUCUAGGAAUAUUUGAAACAGUGCGCGGUUGCUGGCCUCAAGGUCAAUAGCCGAUCUUAUCUGUCGGAGUUCUUGACAUGUGGCACAUUCAAAGAAGUUCUUCUGAAAAGGAAAAAAAACACUUCAAAAGAGAUAUUAUCGAAAAAGUUUGAAGUUCAGAGCAUUCCAAGUGAAAAACAGGUUCAACCGAUGGUGUGAUCGGACAGUUUCAACAGAUAUAAUAAUAUGUUUGGAAAUCUCCAAAAAGCAUGAACGAUUAGUGAAACGAGUUUUGGCCUGCUGAAGAGAAAAAGUUGAGAUUCUAUUCGUUUUAAUAAAAUCUCCUUAAGCCCCCUUGUUGUAUUUGAAGCCUGCAUUGUUGCUUUUUUGAGUUUUUUGUGAUCCACCGCAAUGUUCUAUUUUCAUUGAAAAAUUUCUCAUUUUUUUCUAUUUCUUUUUGUGCUUUCAUGACCCUUAUCGAAAAACCAAAUUUUAGGCAAAAUGAACCGAUUACUGCUGCUCCUAGCAGUGGCAGCCUCGACACUAGCAUGUCCAGAAUUUUGCAAAUGUCGAGAAAAAGUUGUCGAUUGCAGUGCCAAAAGUGAGUUUUUAAUUCAUCAAGCCUGUUUCCUCGAAAAUUCAAAAAGUUUGCGUUUUCAUUCUGGUUUUAAAUUUUUUCUGAGAUUACUAGUGAGCAUGAAAAACUACCGUAAUUUUUUUAUAUGAACACUUUCUUCGAAAAUAAAAGUCACCCAAAGGAUUAUGCGUAAAUUUGAACUCAUUAUUUUUUAUAAGUUAGAAUUUAUCGUAACUAUUAUUUUUUUAUCGCAAAAAUACCUGAAAAACACGAGCUCCACAGGAACUUUUUUGGAGUUAUUCUCAGAAAUAGAUUACCGUAUUUAACAAAACUGAUGAGGUAUUUCAAGCCUUCUGUGUUGAUAAUUUGGAGUUUUAAUUAAAGCAGAACGAUAUUUUUUUGCCUUUUUUCCGUGAACUGGAAAAAAUCUCAUUAAAUUGAGAUAAAAGAGUAUACUGUAAUCUAAAUAUAACGUCUGACGUAAAACAAGGUUCUCUCCAUGUGCUAAAAAAAUGUAUGGCCUGGGAAAAUAUUUGGGAAGAUCGGAGAAAAAUAUGUAAGGAAAAUACCGAGAUCACUCAGGUCAUUUCUUACCUGUUGAAGUACCGACAGAGCCAUUUGAAAGCCUCGAAAAAAGCCAUUUUGAAGAGAAGUCAAAAAGUUUGAGGUGUCUUUGCAGUAUUUUUCUUUGCCGACUAGAGUAUAAAACCGUGAAGGCUAGAGAGAAGAGAGCGCAGACACUUCAGAUUAUUUGAAGACAUGGUGGAUGGGUUAUGGUUCUGAUAAAACAAAAAAAAUGAACCUCGAAAAAGGGAAUUUCAGGCCUGAGCAAGCUGCCGAAGUCCUUGCCGACCGAAGCGACAACACUUCUCCUGACUGGGAACAACAUCAACGGAUUACGAAAGGAAGACCUUCGGCCCCUGCGGAAGCUCGAAAUCCUUAUCGUCCGCAACAACAACAUCCAGUACAUCGAGGAGGUGGGAUUACAAAGAGCAAAGAAGAAAUUGAAGCAAGAAAAAUAAACUGACGUUCGGAAACGAAGCCAUUUUGACAGUUAUUUUGGGGUUGCGUUCCAUGGAUGUUGAUCUCAAUCUCCAUGAAACAACUUUGAAUUGACAAUGCCCUGUAGAAAAUUUGAAAUAGUACUUGAACAACUUGUAUAACCUACGAGGAAGAAAAAUAAUAAAAAGAAAAAUUUAAAUUAAAAAAAAAAUAGAAAUGGAAUAUGCAAAAAGCACUGUGUUCUGAAAACCUCUGAACGGUCAAAUCUUGUUUUAGAACUUUAUUUUCUUGAUUCAUAACGAAGUCCGAGUAGCUGAAUCACAGUCAAAUUCCAGCGCCUUAAUCGACUUGACUUAGAAAAUUUCAGCCUGUCUGCUUUUUUGGUCAUCUCAGCGUUGCUUGAAGAUUUUCUUACUUGAUUUUGAAGAUUUUCUUUGAAUUUGUGGUGUCUGUGUUCUGGCCAACUCUUAGAAAUAUCCCAACCGGAAAGUUGAAUGACCUUUCGUCUCAGAAAGUUUUCGAUAAAAAGAAACACUUUUCAUUUGAAUUGAUUUAAUGCACUGUAAAAAAGUUCCGAGUAGCAAAUAGAAACAUUCAACACAAAAAUGAUAUCAAGAUCCCAACCAGCACAAAAAAUUAAGCCAGAAAAACUUUCACCCCUUUUUUACAUUUGAAAAAAGUCCUUGGCUUUUGCAAAUUGGAUCACACUACCAAAAAAUCAACACGAAGAAUAUUGUUAAAUAUAAUUUUCCAUAUUAUUCUCACGUUUCUUAGUGCAAGAAGUUUCCCACAUGAUUUAUAUUUUGUACAGAAAAACAAGCUUCCGAUGUGAAAAAUAGAUUGGUGGGAAUGUGUAACGAACGUUUCCAAACGUGAAGUCGGAAUAAAAUUACUUUCUCACGACCUUUUGGAUUUUUAUUACGAAAACCUGGAUACUUUGGACUUUUAAGCUGAAAGUAAAAAGUCCACUUUAGGCGCAAUACUCUGAACUUUUGGAAAACUUUUCAAAAGGCCUGUGGGAGGGGGGAGGGAUUGAUUGUGAAUGAUCGAAAUUUACUUCAUCGAACUAUUUCUGAAAAGAAGCCUGCUGGAAAUAGAAAUUUCGAUCUCUUAUCGUUGCAGGUUCCUAACAAAAAUGAAUAAUAUUCAGUGUGCUUGAUUAUAAAAACAGUGAAAGAUUGAAAGACACAUCUAAACUUUUGAAAUAAGAGGAGGCGGUGGUUUUUAUACCCACUUACAGUAAGAGUGAAGUGACGAAUUUAUGAAGCCAAUUGCGUUCUCCAAAUCCCUCCGGGCUAAAAAAAGCUUUAUCACGCUCAAGGGACGGGUCCUGAUGACAAAGUUGAUUCUCCCUUGACUAUUCAAACUCGUGAUUUUGAAAAAAAAAACAUGUUCUGACGGCGACUUGGCAAAGUUGCACUUUCAAGUUUCUCCUACAGUAAUAACAAGUUAAUUCUGGAGAAUUGCAAAGUUUCAGGGCAUCCUCGAUGAACUUCCAAAACUGCGAAGGCUUCACCUUGCGAGGAACAAGCUGAGGAAAUUACCUAGAUUGGCUACGAAACCAGCUCCUCUGAUCUCUUUGGAACUUCGCCACAACAAUUUGAUUCAUUUAAACAGCCAGGUAGACCACCUCAAAAAUAUAAAAAUUGGAUAACUUUUCAAGGCUUUCUCCAACUGUCCCCACCUGAUGCAACUAGAUUUGGCGAACAAUCUUCUGCCUUCGAUUCCGACUAAAAUCUUCAAAAAUAACAUGCAACUUAUGGAGCUUCAUUUGCAUAGAAACCCAUGGAACUGCGAUUGCAGGUCAGAAAUAAUUUUUCCUUCAACUUCGAGAGGUUUUCCAGAAUGAUCGAACUGAAAGGCUACUUUGCGAUGCAAAAGAAUUCAAGCGAAUCGGCUUGUUUCACGCCGCCUGACCUGAAGAAAUCACUGGUUCAUGAGGUUGGAUCUGAAUUGUUAGAACGAGCAUCGAAAAAAAAUGGUUCCAGGUGGAAAAUAGCAUGUUGAGAUGCACGCAACCGAUUGUGGAAGAAGAAUCUAGUGGAAUAACGUUGAAAUGUCCGACAGAAACUGAUCAGGGAGAUGAAAUCGUUUGGAUCGAAGGGUGGGUUCCUUGAAACUGAUCGAAUGAAGGAGGGAAAUACCGUAGACGGAUGAUUUUGCACAAUAUGUCACUGGGGCAAGUCAUUAGGGAAAUCAUUUACUAUGCAAUUACUAUUUUGAACUUUCUUGUUUUGAUCAUAGUAAAUUCGUCCUUUGUGAAAAGUGCUUCGAUGAUUUUUUUAAAAAGUGUUCGAUGAUUUUUUUUCCUGAUUUUUGGGCUUGGCUGAAAAAAUAAAAACGGUGAAUUUAUGAUAUAAAUCAUAAAUUCACCGUUUUUAUUUUCCCAUAAACGAUUCUCGUGAUUUUUUUUUUCAAUUUUUUGGAAAAUUUUCAAAUAAGUCACGAGAAAUUUCAUUGCAGAAAUGAAGAGCUGGAAACUAACGAGACUGUAGUCCGGAUUAGACCAGACAUGCUCCGACUUACCCCAGACUCAUUAGUGAGCGAAAUUUCCUGCACCGUUGAUAGGCUCUCGAGAACAAUAGUGGGUUAAUAGCGACAUUACGGAUAAAACAUUUGCUCAUUUAGGGAUACCGAGAGCAGCGACAAAUCCGGGUGCACCAUGGAAAAGCGCCGCAGUUCACUUUCAAACAAAAGGCGACGUCUGCCAGGGAAGGCGAUCCUCUGGAGUUGACCUGUGAAGCUUCUGGCGAGCCACAGCCAAAAAUGGCUUGGUUUCACAAUUCAGAGGUUGAGUAUAAUGCCGUGUUCACAGUAAUUACGGCGAUCUCGAAGUUGACGCGUUUUUGUUCAAAAUGCCUUAGCGAAACAGGAAUUCCGGAAAACCGUUAAAAAAAGUUGGGUCCCACAACGAUAAGGCGCGAAAAAACGAAAAUUAUCAUUUCAUUAUAUUUUCAAUUGAAAGUCAUGAAUAUUUCUUUCAACAAACAAAAUGAAAUAAACGAAAAGUCUUCCAAAUCAAAACAAAAAAAUUAUUUUUAUUUCAUGUUUCAAUUCCUAAACGGUUUUAGCAACUUAUGCCAUCAACCAAACACCAAUUUUCCAAAGGUGACUCCGUUCUCAAAGUGUUUCCCUUUUUGGAAAGUGAUGUUGGAAGGUCAGAACUUGCCUAAUUUCAGUUUGAACGAAAAAUUUAUUCAGUUAUACCUGUUUGGCAAGCAAUAUCCAUGGAAAAGUCGAGCAUUCAGUCAAAGUUGGACUUACAAGCAGGUAACUUUUAAGUUUUUUUUACCAUUAUAUCGGAUUUUUCAGUGAACCUCCAGUGAUUUUCGACGCUCCGAUGUCGACCACAAUGGAGAUAGGGCAACAAGUUUCAUUGAAUUCAAAAUAUUUUAUCGAAUAAGGAAAGUUUCAGAUUACUUUUCGUUGUAAAGCGCGUGGAGUUCCACUUCCAGAGAUUUCUUGGCUUUUUGAAGGCACCCGGAUCCCAAGAAGGAAUACUAGAUAUACUGUAAAAAUCAUCUUUAAUCGAGAAAGAAAGCGAAACUUCAGAUUUCUGAGGAUAACAUCGAGCUUACUGUUGAAAAAUUGACAAGACACGACGCCGGAGCAUACACUUGCCACGCCCAAAAUAGUGUUGGAUCGGCUAGUGCCAUGGCUCGACUAAAUAUCAGCAAUCAAGUGAUUAAUAAGGUGAGUUCCGAUUUGAGCAGCCAUGAAAAAAUAGUCAAUUCAGAUUGACGAUUUCUUGAAUGACACGACAGUGGUUCAAAUUGCUGAACAAGCUAGGAUCAAUGUUGAUAAGUAAGUGAUGUGUGCAUUAUCACUGGGGAAAAAUGUGUUCUCUUAUUCCAUUUUUCUCGUCGUUAUUAAUGUUUUGUAACUUGAAAUAUUAACUUAUCUUUCAAAAAUGCUACUUGAAAAAAUUUCAGAAAUUGAAUUGAUAUGGUUAGGUUUCUGGGAAAAGACCACAGAGAUCAAAUGAAUAACUUUUCCUAAUAAUGCUAGAUAAAAUGGACCGUAAGUCGUUUCUAGUCGGUCACGCUUCAAAAAAACUAUCAUGAUAAGAGCCAUUUUGAACUUAAUCGAGGGUUUUUUUAUUCAAAAAGUCUGAUUUGGUUUUCUGCAGUUUUGGCCAAGCUUUUCAAAAAAACUUGAAGCGAGACUAGAAUUUAUUAUAUUUCUUAUUCAGAGCUCUCCAAACAACGAAAGAAGAGAAGGCGAAGACAAAAAUGAACGAUCCGAACAAUUUGAGAUCGCUCUUCAAAUUUGCCGCUACUCUUGGGGUACGAAGUAGAUACAUCACUUCACAAACUUUCUAACUUUUCAGAAAGUAGACCUGGGAAAAGCUCGUGAGAUUUACGAAGAAAGCUUGCGUCUUAUUCAAGAACACAUUGAAAAUGGUACUUUUCUAGACUGAUGAUUUUCCAACAUGACAUUAAAGGCUUGGAAUUUUCCGCGUCAGGAAUAACACCAAAUGUCUCUUAUGAAGCAGUUUUACCUGUGUCGUUUGUUCAAACUCUGAUGGAGAAAAGUGGGUGUCAAACUGGGCAAUUUGUUGAAAGUUGCGAUGAUAUUUGUUAUCAUUCCAAAUACAGGUGAAAUUAUAAUUGAUGAUACAGAAGAAUUGUGAUUUAUUCAGAUCUUAUGACGGCCAGUGCAACAACUUUGAGCAUCCGCUUUGGGGAGUUUCCGAAAUGGCAUUUUUGCGGCUUCUGCCUCCGAGAUAUGAGAAUGGGUUCAAUACACCUGUUGGAUGGGAGAAAGGACGACUUUACAAUGGAUUCCCUCUACCCAAUGCAAGAAAGGUAAUCUUUGAAGCACAGAUUUGAUAUUUAUAUUCAAGUAACUCUACUAACAAAACCUGAAAAAAAGUUAAUAAAAUUCAUAAAAAUUAGUUCUUGCAGAUUUUGAGGGCUAAUCGUGCAGAAGCCCUUCGAAAGUAAUUUUUGAAAAAAAUUGUAAAAAGUGAAAUAAAAGAUUAAAUUUUUGUAUAGCGAGGAGAUCGAGAAAAACCUCAGAAUCUCUCAGAACGUACAAAAAAAAAUUACGUUUUAUUCAGAAGUUACAAUGUCCGAUUCUGUAAAAAACACCUCGAAUGAAAAUCUGCCCACAAUUUUUGGUAAUCCAGUUCUUAUUCAGAUUUCUCGAAAACUCAUCGGCACAGACGAAAUCACGCCGCAUACUCAUUUAUCUGCUAUGUUGAUGCAGUGGGGACAGUUCAUCGGUGAGUGAGAGUGCAGAAAUUCAAAUGAUGCACUUUGCCGCGCUUCCACGUACUAUACUCACUCCUUCCGCGCGAAUUUUUAAUUAGUUUAUGCUUUUUUCACUCAAUUUUUAUAAGGAAACAGUUUGAAUGAUUCUCAUUUUUCUUUUUUCAUGAAAAUGUCUAAAGCUUCUCAUUACCAAAACAUUCGGAUCUUUUUUGAUACUUUCAAGUUUCAGAUCACGACUUGACUUUGACUGCACCUGCUCUAACACGUCACAGCUAUCGCGAAGGAGCUUUUUGUAACAGAACCUGUGAGAAUUUGGAUCCCUGCUUCAACAUUCAGUUAGAACCUGAUGAUCCGAAGCUACUCGUGGCAAAGUUUGAAGAAGUUAGGUCACCGGAAAGAUAAAUUUCAUUCAGGAAUCAAAAAUACCCAUGCUUGGAGUUUGAACGAAAUGGCGCCGCUUGUGGCAGUGGAGAGACUUCGCCGAUAUUCCAAAGAGUCACCUACAGAGAUCAGCUGAAUGUUGUAAGUUCUCAACUCUUUUCAAGAUAAUACAUUUUUUACAAAAAAUUAUGUUAGUUCUAAAAUUUCAGCUUACUUCCUACCUUGACGCCUCCGCCAUCUACGGAAACACUGAAGAACAGGCUCUUGAGCUUCGGGAUCUCUACAGCGACCAUGGAAUCCUCCGUUUCGACAUCGUUUCUGAGUAUUUUUUUUCUUCUUUCUAAAAAAACGAUCGUGAUUUCACAGAGCUCAAAAACCAUACCUUCCUUUUGAAAAAGAAUCGGAAAUGGAUUGUCGCCGUAACUAUUCUGAAGAAAAUCCAAUCAGAUGCUUCUUGGCUGGAGAUCUAAGAGCAAAUGAGCAGGUAAAUGUUUCAAUAAACUUUUGAGAAAUUUAGCCGUCUUCAGCUCGGCCUCACCAGUAUGCACACGAUUUUCCUUCGUGAGCAUAAUCGAAUCGCUUCAAGAUUAUUGGAGUUGAACUCGAAUUGGGAUGGAGAAACUAUUUAUCAAGGUUUGUAUGAAAAAAAAGUUUAAAGUUUUCAAUAAAAAUUCCCCUAUUUUUCUAUUUCUUUUUUUCUGUACAUGGGAAGUUUUUCUUAUCAGGUGCUCAGAUCUAACUUAUCUAAAAAAAUAUAAUUUUAUAACAUUCAAUAAUUUCAGAAACCAGGAAAAAUCCUAGCGGCUAUGAUGCAGCACAUCACCUACAACGAUUGGUUACCAAAACUUAUUGGCAGGGUUAGUUCUUCAAUGUACCUGGUUUUUUUUUUUGCAACGAUGAUGUUCAAAAACUCUGUUUUCAAAAUCUUCUUGUAAAUAAUCCCCAACUUUUCAGCCGACUUUCAAUGAAAUCAUUGGCCCCUACAAAGGAUACAACCCGGACGUCAAUCCAACAAUUGCCAACGAAUUCGCAACUGCUGCUUUGAGGUAUUCAAUAAUUGUUCAAAAAGUAACUCAAUAAUUUUCUGCAUUUGUCAGAUUUGCACACACUAUGAUCAACCCGCAGCUGUUUCGGUUCGACAAAAACUUUGAACCCAUCAAAGAAGGAAAUCUCCCGCUGCAUAAGGUACUUAAAAACUGGAAUAUUCGCAAGUUCUCAUAAGAAUUUCAGGCUUUCUUCGCGCCAGAACGACUCUUAUCAGAAGGAGGAAUCGAUCCUCUACUUCGUGGUUUAUUUGCAGCGCCAAUCAAAAACCCAAGGCCGGACCAGAUUUUGAACAAGGAGCUCACCGAACGGCUUUUUAGCAGAUAUCACGAGGUGAGUUUAGAUAAAAGUUUUUAAAUCGGCUCUGAAAAUUUAUAAAAGUUUUCCGAAGUUUACAGACUCUAUUUGAAAUCUAUAUAAAGCAAAAAAGUUAAUUGUAGGUAGCCCUUGACCUCGCUGCUUUCAACAUUCAACGUGGAAGGGAUCACGGAUUGCCUGCGUGAGUAUUACUCCCCAUUUUUUGUACAUAGUGAGUAAUAAUUUUCAGUUGGACAGAAUACCGCAAGUUCUGUAACCUUUCCGCUCCUCAAACCUGGGAAGAUAUGACACCAAUCGUAAAGAAUGAAAGUGUCAUUGCGAAGCUUAAAGAACUUUAUGGAUCACCAGGUAUCAUAGAUUCUCAUUUUCACUUCCAAGAACGAUUCUCUUAGCAAAUAUCGACCUUUGGGUUGGUGGAGUCACUGAAAAAAGGACUCCAGAAGCAAUGAUGGGACCUACUUUGGCUUGUAUCAUUGCUGACCAGUUCAAGAGAUUGAGAGAUGGCGAUCGUUUUUGGUCAGUUUGAAGAAAGUUUUCGGAUUUUAAUUGAAGUUUAAGGUACGAAAACGAAGGAAUGUUCACAAAACUGCAACUCCGACAAAUAAAGAAAGCUUCAUUGUCAAAGAUCGUUUGCACUAAUGGUGAUGACAUCGAUCGCAUUCAGGUAAAGUUCGAACUUGAAAGUUUUCUUUUAGCCUUCCUUUCUUCUAGUACACUCUAGUUUGACUAUUAAUAACGCCAAGUUGAUUUUUUCCAAUUGUGAAACAAAAUGCUAUUUUUUUUCUCACAUUUAUACUUUUAUAAAAAUGUGAUUCCAGCGCGAUAUCUUCAUCUACCACGGCAAUUCGACAACGUUCUACGAACCUUGCGGAAGUCUUCCCGAAGUGAAUUUGAACAUGUGGGCGGCUUGUUGUGACUCUACGUGCCAUUCUUCCCUCAGUUCUGCAUCUGUUUCCAAGGCUAAGAAAAGGUACAGGUUUUCAAAAUUUUCAAGAAGCUUGACGAGAUCUUGUAGUAGACUGUCGAAAUUUUAAAGAGUCAUAGAUCUUGAUGUUAGAUUUUUUUCAACUUGCUACGAGUCUUUCGAAGCCGCAAUGACAAAAGCUUUGCUAGUUCUUUGAAGUUGAAACGAGUGACCGAAACAGUAACUUCUAAAAAGAGAAGUUUUCAGCGUAAUCAGAAGCGUCAAACCUUGAAGUCAACUGCUGACAGUAAAAAUAUAUUAAUUUCUGAGGUUGAGAGUUAUUGGAAAAACAAAGAAAAAAAAACAGUGGUGCGUGCAUCUGAAUUCUCCCCACGAAAAAUACCGUUGCGUAAUUAAAACAGUGAUGUUGGAUACUUCAAAGUAUGAAUUUCAGAAAGAGGCACACUCCAAAAGUCAAAGUUUGCGAUCUUGCGAAUGGAGAAGUGAAGAAACAAGGCGAAACUUGGAUGGACCACGACGAUCCAUGUGCUGAGUGCACCUGCAAGGUUCGUAUAUAUGUCUCACCUCUUCAUUUUUUUCGAGAUUUUUAGGAGAGCGAAGUUUGGUGCAGAGUGAACCACGACUGUCGCCGUAAAAACUUCCCCGAAGUGUAG